Messenger RNA from Cuscuta campestris, 2707 nucleotides. NCBI's taxonomy places the organism in Eukaryota, Viridiplantae, Streptophyta, Magnoliopsida, Solanales, Convolvulaceae. The record is from the annotation of a GenBank genome assembly.
CGGAGUAGUGCUCUCUUUAUCUAUCCGAGCCGCCUCUCUUUACUUUUCUACUCGUUGACCAAUAAAUGCGCCGUACCCCCUAUAAAAUCCCCGAAUUCCAAAUCGACCCCAUCCUCACUCCAUCUUCUCCGAUGAGUUCUUCUCCUCUGCUUCCCGCCACCCUCCCAUGGCGUCUUCUUCUUUUAGCUUCUCACCUUUUCGUACUACCCUUACUAUUAUCAGCCCAGAACCAGAGGUCCACUUACAUUGUCCACAUGGACAAGUCCUUCAUGCCCACCGCCUUCCCCACCCACCACCACUGGUACUCCGCCGCCGUCGAUUCCCUCUGCAAGCCGCCCACCGCCGGCGACGGGAUCCGUUCUUCACCGAAGCUCGUGUACUCUUAUGACCAUGUCCUUCACGGUUUCAGCGCCGUUUUGUCGGAAGACGAACUCGGAGCCUUGAAGGCUUCUCCCGGGUUCGUUUCUGCUUAUAAAGAUCGGACCUUUGAGCUUCAGACGACGUACACACCGAGUUUCUUGAAGCUUAGUUCCGGGGCAGGGCUAUGGCCGGCGUCGAAGUACGGGGAGGAUGUGAUCAUCGGCGUGAUUGAUACCGGUGUGUGGCCGGAGUCUAGGAGCUUUAGAGACGACGGGAUGCCGGAGAUUCCCCGGAGGUGGAAGGGUGGUUGUAAGGUAGGGACAGAGUUCAAUUCUUCUUUAUGUAACAGGAAGCUCAUCGGAGCUAAUUAUUUUAACGCCGGAGUUCUCGCUGCCAACCCCGGAAUCAACAUUUCUAUGAACUCCGCCAGGGACACCGACGGCCACGGCACGCACACGGCGUCCACGGCCGCCGGGAACUACGUGAAGGAUGUGUCCUUCUUCGGAUACGCUCCGGGCACGGCCAAAGGAGUGGCGCCUCGGGCUCGCUUGGCUGUGUACAAGGUCAGCUGGAGCGAAGGAAGCUUAACUUCCGACCUCAUCGCCGGCAUGGACCAGGCAGUCGCCGACGGCGUCGACGUGAUUUCGGUCUCCAUCGGGUACCGGUUCAUACCCCUGCACGAAGAUUCCAUCGCAAUUGCUGCUUUUGGGGCGAUGAUGAAAGGCGUCCUCGUCGCCGGCUCUGCCGGAAACAGUGGUCCCAGUGUGGGUACCAUAAACAACGGCGCUCCUUGGAUCUUGACGGUGGGUUCCGGCCAUACCGAUCGGUGGUUCGCCGGGACGCUGACCCUGGGCAACGGGAAGGAAUUCAGGGGAUGGAGUUUGUUCCCGGGCAGAGCACUGGUCAGAAACGUUCGUCUUCUUUACAACAAAACAGUUUCCGCCUGCGACUCAUCGGAGCUUCUCGCCGGAAUCCCAGACCCCGAACCUUCUAUAAUCAUUUGCGAGAAACCGGAGAACGACGAUUCUACCUCAACAUUCUCCCGGAUGAAUUCCGUUAGAGGUGCCGGAUUCGACGCGGCAAUCUUUAUAAACGACGAGCCAGGAAUUUUCCGGUCGACGACGUUUCCCAUUCCCGGAGUUUUCAUCAGCCCCAAAGAAGGAAAGGAAGUGAUCAGAUACGCGAAAUCCGGGAACGACCCAACAGCCACCAUCACUUUUCAGCAAACAUUCUUCGGGAAAACACCGGCGCCGGCGGUUUCGGCCUCUUCAGCCAGAGGUCCGUCCCGGAGCUACCUCGGGAUUUCGAAGCCGGAUAUAUUGGCGCCCGGAGUUCUGAUCUUGGCCGCUUAUCCGCCGAAUAGCUUCGCCGUGAAUAUUGGAACCAAUAUUCAGUUGGGAACGGAUUAUAAUCUGGAGUCUGGGACUUCCAUGGCCUGCCCUCACGCCGCCGGAAUCGCGGCGAUGCUCAAGGCGGCGCACCCGGAUUGGAGCCCUUCUGCAAUCAGGUCCGCCAUGAUGACCACAGCUAUCACCGUUGACAAUACCGGCAAGCCAAUUAAAGCCGCUGACGACAACUCGGUGGCGACGCCACUGGACAUGGGUGCAGGUAUGGUUAACCCGAACAUGGCAGUUGACCCGGGUCUAGUGUACGACGCAACUCCCCAAGACUAUGUGAACCUCCUUUGUUCCAUGAAUUUCACGGGACCUCAGUUCCAAAGCAUAACAAGAUCCUCCUCGAGCCAGAAUUGUUCUGACCCGAAUCCGGACCUCAACUACCCGUCGUUCAUCGCUUUGUAUCCUCUCGGAGGAGACAACGGCGUUUACCGCUGGUUGUCGCAAACCUUCAAGAGGACAUUAACGAACGUUGGGCCAGGCGCCGCGACGUACAAAGCUGAGCUAAGAGUUCCCAAGAAUUCAACAAUGUCAGUGUCUCCGAUGACGUUGGUGUUCGGGAAGAAGAUGGAGAAGCAGAGCUAUAGUUUGACGAUCCGUUAUAGAGGGGACGAGAACCAAAGCAAGAAUGUGGGGUCCAUCACUUGGGUUGAGGUGAACGGUAAUCACACAGUGAGGAGUCCGAUCGUUGUGUCCAAUACUGUGGAAGUAUGGGAGUGAAGAACAAGAAAUCUGAAGAAGAGGAUCUUUAUGGUUAUUUUUUUGGGUUUUAUAUGUAAAGAUAUAGUCCAAAAUAAAGUCUUUAUUUUAUUUGGACGGGUACAAAAUAAAAUUUAGACCUUAUUUUUUCAAUUAAGAAAUAAAAUAUGUGACUGUCUAUUCUCUUCAUUUAGAUCUAGCAAUCAGAUCAAUCUGAUCAUUUCCUAUGUAUUACUCAUAUUAUAUAGGUCGGA